AUGGUACGUAUUUUACAUUAAGUUUAUUAAUGUAAAAAGCUAUACCUGUGUAAUUCUCUACCAUUUUUGUUUUAAGGACAUUGUUUUUAAUUUUGUAGUAGUUUAAACGCGAUUUAAGGCUGAUAUUUUCAAAAAUUUUGUACUUAUCUUUAGUUGAGUUUUGUAUUUUAGAUACUGGCCGUUUUACAACGACGAGUUUGGGAUUUAUGGCAAAGGAGUGGAUUUUCAAUACCAGCCGCACCGAAGCCAUCCGAAAGAUUCUUGUGCUUGUUGCCGGUGUGUUCGUUGGAGGAAGAACGGUGUAUACAUACUACAGGCCCUUGGACGUAUGAUUUUAUUACUUUUUAUAUCUUUUUUGAAAACUAUGUUAAUGUAGUUUAUUUGAAAGUUUAAAAAAAACACAUUAAUUGGGAUUUCUACGGAUUUUUUGACCAGAACGAUAUUUUUUAUCAAGUUGUCUUACCUUUUGAUUACAGAAAAAGUUUUAUAAUAUCUAUACAUAAUCUUAAAUCCCAUUCUUUCCAGGACUUCUACCGCGAAGUGGAAGAAGGAAAGAAGCUCCUUCUCAUCAAGUACCGCAACCGAUACUUUGAGAAGGGACUUGACAAGAUUGUCACAGAUGACCAGUCAGAGCUACCAAAGUCUCCCUGAAGGCGAUACCGUCUUCAAACAGGCCUUCAAAAAGUACAAAAAACGGAGUGAGAAGUUGGAUCUGGAGGAUGUUGUUGAUGUUAGAGUGUCAGACGCAUCCAAAGGUCUUGUUUGUCGCCCAGUUCAAUACAAUAGGGAUAUUAAUAACAUAGGAAUUGAGCUACGGUAAAUUGAGUUUUAUAAUAAAGAUUUUUUGAUGGAUGAAGCAGUUUUUUGAUGGCAUUGAUCUUUUUAUAACACUUUAUGUAGAUUUUUUAUAAUACUUUGGUCGGACUUUAAAUUUCGAACCAAAAAAUCAACUAACUAUUAAUUUUUACAUCUUCAGUACUGUCUAGUACCAUCAUUUUAUAAGCAUGACGUUCUGUAUUUCCUUUCGCAUUAAAAAUCUAUUUUCAGCCCACUAAAAGAAUGGUCAAUAUCAACAUUCGACUCCCGACCAGGCCUCUUUAUCCUAAGCAACAUCAUAACAGAAAAAGGGCAAGUCAAUCUAGCAUCGAAAUGUCUACUACAAUAUGCUGAACCUCCGAAUAUAACCAAUCUCACUGUUGAUGGCUCAUAUAAAGAGGCGAAUGUGUUUCGCAACAUAGCCAACAAGUUGAGGUGGGUAACAAUGGGGAAUGAUUAUGAUUGGACUCAGAAGGUAUACGACGACAAACCACGAGAUAAACUGCCAGAUGAGAUAGUAAAGUUUGCUGAUUUGGUGUCCAAUGUGUUGGGAUUGGGCAGCGUGGCCGCUGAUGCUGUUAUCAUGAACUUCUACCCGGCUAAAGCUACUUUGUCACCUCAUGUGGAUAGGUAUGAUGUUUAAAAUUGCUUGUAGAGAUAGUGUUGAAGCUAACUUAACAUAUAUUUUCUGUUUUAGGGCUUACAUCAUGUUGUAUACAUUUUAAAAUCAGUUUAUGGUAACUAAAACCUUGUUUAAGAUCCGAGAGAAGUAUAGAAAAGCCAUUGAUAUCGAUAAGUUUGGGUCAAUCAGCCAUCUACCUAACUGGAGGCGAAUCUUUGGACGAUCCUGUAGAUCCACUUCUGCUACAUUCCGGGGACGUACUGGUUAUGCAUGGUAAACAACGUCUUGUCUACCACGCUGUACCCAGAAUUCUGAAGUUGCGCACUUUUCCAAGAUCAAAAGAAGUCGACCAAGAUGUACUGGAAUAUUUGAACAACUGUAGGGUUAAUGUUACGAUACGACAGGUCGAUUUCGUGGAUGAUGAAAAAUGA
Messenger RNA from Bursaphelenchus okinawaensis, 1869 nucleotides. The record is from the annotation of a GenBank genome assembly. Lineage: Eukaryota; Metazoa; Nematoda; Chromadorea; Rhabditida; Aphelenchoididae.